Messenger RNA from Diorhabda carinulata, 3684 nucleotides. Its product is annotated as sodium- and chloride-dependent GABA transporter 1. The transcript is spliced from 10 exons. Bases 448 to 2325 code for a protein of 625 amino acids. The record is from RefSeq and is a predicted model, not a curated record. Gene Ontology annotation, cellular component: membrane. Gene Ontology annotation, biological process: sodium ion transmembrane transport. NCBI's taxonomy places the organism in Eukaryota, Metazoa, Arthropoda, Insecta, Coleoptera, Chrysomelidae.
AUCUCUAUUGGAAGAAUCAUUCAACGUUGUAGGAUAUCCUUCAUUAAAGUCAAUAAACACUCCCGGGCAAGUGCUAGUUUAAAUAGUAAUGUGAUAGUGACUGUUCCCAAGACCAAAAAUAUAUAUUUGUUAAUCAAUUAGCUUUUUCUUGACUUUAAAAAGCAUGUUAAUCCUUCAAUAUACAAGGAUAUUGUAGACAUUUUACUACUAUACUUCUAAAACAGAUUUUGAUAGUGUUCAUACUUCAGUGCAAGUGUUAGUCGUGAAGUGCUGACAAAAGGUUAGUGUGAUUAUAAAACUUUUUGUUGAAGCCUUUUCCUGGAUUCAGUAUGAAGACCUGUACGUUCGUUAGAGAAACAUUGAUUGCAUAAUAGAUAACUUCACCUGAGUAUUGAAUCAAGCUGGAAGCUUAUGUCAUGAGCUGACUUCGAAAAAAAUAAUCCAAAAAUGACGCAGCGGAAAGAAGAAAGUCAGGAAUAUGACGAAAACACACUUAAAUUAAAUCGUCAUGAAGACAUCGAACUUCCAACUCUCACAAAUAUCCCUAACCUUAUAAACCAAAUAUCGUACUCCAAACAAACUACUCCUCAAUGUCCAGAGCGAGGAACAUGGAGUAGUAAAUUAGAUUUUAUACUGUCAGUAGUAGGUUUAGCUAUAGGUCUAGGUAACGUAUGGAGAUUCCCUUAUUUAUGUUACAAAAAUGGAGGCGGUGCAUUUUUGGUACCAUACUUUAUUACCUUAAUCCUUGCCGGUAUUCCCAUGUUUUUUAUGGAAUUGGCACUUGGACAGAUGUUAACGAUAGGAGGUUUAGGAGUCUUUAAAAUUGCACCAAUAUUCAAAGGUAUAGGAUAUGCAGCUGCUGUGAUGUCAUGUUGGAUGAAUAUUUAUUACAUUGUAAUUUUAGCAUGGGCAAUAUUCUAUUUUUUCAUGUCAUUACGAGCAGAUGUUCCAUGGAGAACGUGUAAUAAUUAUUGGAAUACGCGAUUUUGUAUUAAUCCUUAUGACCGGAAAGGACUCAGCUGCUGGGAAACAUAUAAUGCUAACAACACUUUAACGAAAGUAUGUCAAAUCAGCUCCUACAACAUAUCGGUUUCUGAGCUCACGGAUCCUGUAAAGGAGUUUUGGGAACGGAGAGUUCUUCAGAUAAGCGAAGGGAUAGAGCAUGUUGGUUCCAUUAGAUGGGAACUGGCUGGUACCCUGUUGUUGGUUUGGAUAUUGUGUUAUUUUUGCAUAUGGAAAGGUGUAAAAUGGACGGGCAAAGUUGUGUACUUUACGGCACUAUUUCCUUAUGUACUUCUUAGUAUAUUAUUAAUACGAGGAAUCACCUUGCCAGGAGCCAUGGAAGGAAUUCGGUUUUAUGUAAUGCCCAAUUUGUCUAAAUUAACUGAUUCGCAAGUGUGGAUUGACGCUGUCACUCAAAUUUUUUUCUCGUAUGGCUUAGGUUUAGGUACUUUGGUCGCCCUAGGCAGUUACAAUAAAUUUACUAAUAACGUUUACAAAGAUGCUUUAAUUGUAUGUACAGUAAAUUCCAGUACAAGUAUGUUUGCUGGAUUCGUUAUAUUUUCGGUAGUAGGCUUCAUGGCCCAUGAGCAACAGAGACCUGUAGCUGAUGUUGCUGCUUCAGGGCCGGGGCUUGCAUUUUUGGCAUACCCAAGUGCUGUUUUACAAUUGCCAGGAUCCCCCUUAUGGGCUUGUUUAUUUUUCUUUAUGAUUCUUUUAAUUGGUUUAGAUUCUCAAUUCUGUACGAUGGAAGGUUUCGUAACAGCUAUUGUUGAUGAGUGGCCUGGUUUACUGAGGAAAAGGAAGGAAAUAUUUAUAGCCAUAGUGUGCUUUCUGUCAUACAUAGUGGGCUUAUCAUGCAUUUCACAGGGAGGAAUGUACGUUUUCCAAAUAUUGGAUUCUUAUGCUGUAAGCGGAUUUUGUCUUCUGUUUUUAAUAUUUUUUGAAUGUAUAGCAAUUUCAUGGGCAUUUGGUGUCAACAAAUUUUAUGACGGAAUAAAAGAAAUGAUCGGAUAUUAUCCCAUAAGUUGGUGGAAAUUUUGUUGGACUAUUGCGACUCCCUUCAUUUGUGUGAGUGUUUUCGUAUUCAAUUUGGUACAGUGGGCUCCAGUGAAAUAUUUAAAUUAUGAAUUUCCCUUAUGGGCACAUUUAUUUGGCUGGGUAACAGCGUUAACAUCGAUGCUGUGCAUUCCUGGAUACAUGGUUUACAUUUGGAUGAUAACUCCUGGAGAUACACAAGAUAAAAUACGGCUGUUGGUUAGAAUUGACGACGAUGUCCAGGCAGUCCGAGCUAAAAUGCAUCACAAUACAAGCCAUAGUGUAUAAGAGACUACAAUUUUCAUUAGAAACUAUUUAACUUAUAGGGGUGUCAAAACAUUUGUAAAUUGUGUUCUUGAUUCUUACAUUUUCAAUAUACUUCUAGUUGUUUGUAUAUAGUGUAUAGUGAAAGGCAAACGGUAAAAAAUGUAUAUAACAUCAAUAUUAAAAAAUGUAUUUUAAUUAUAAGUUUGCAAAAGUAUUGUAGAAUAUAUCAUUUAUUAAGAUCUCGGAUAUAUUAUGAAAUAUUGACAGAGAACAUUGUGACGUUGACUUGAUUUCCAAUUCCAUAGUAUAUAUUUGUUUGUUGUAGUAAUCAUUGAAUACAAGCAAUGAUUCAUGCAAACAGAUAUUUACCGACAUAUUUUUUAAUGCUUUUUCGCAAGAAAAAAAGAGUUUUUACUACACAUUUUCAAUAAAUGAAUGAAUUGUUGAUGCUAACGAAAAAAUUUACCUGAAGUUAUUGCUUCAUUAAAAGUAUCUACAUAUUUUCUUCCACAUUGAUUUUUUAAGAAAAAUAUUCAUUUCAAAAACAAAAGAAAAACGUUCCCAUUAGUGAUAUUAAAGUUUGUUGUUAACUUCCUAAUAUUUUAAAUAUUGUUUAUUUCUUUUUUUUACUCCACUUUUCAUUGUUUGGUUAUUUUUUGGUAAAAUGGCCGAGAGAUAAGUACACUUUCGGCAUUUAUUGAAUUUCCAUUAGAACUAUGUUAUUUGUAAUAAUAUUUGGUCUAAAUUACUGCCCAAAAAACGCCACAAAUAACGUUAACCACUCAUCAGUUGAUAAAGAUAAUCUUCAAAGAUAUUCUAAACUAAACUAAAGGUCAAUCUAUAAUUUUAUUAUGCUUGAUUUUUUCAAAUUUUGAAAGUUUUUUCUGAUUACAAAUUCUGAACAAAUGCCGGGUUGAAAUAGGAUAUCUCAGAAACCGUUAUAUAUUGAAUUCCACAUUAAAAAGACUAAUAAAUUUGAAAGAACCGUUUUAAGUUGGAAAAAAUUAAUAGAAUUGCGUCCAGAACAAUCGGAAGAUUGAUCAAAUCUAAAAAAUAGAAGUUACUAAGAAUAUAAGUGAAAAUUCCAUCUGUAUAGAAUGCAUUAUACCUACUUUUCUUUAAUAAAAAUAAUAAACAUCUCAUUAAAAUCAGACUUCGAAAUUCACUUAAUGCAAGCAAUUGAAAUUUUAUUUACUAUAAUCUCAAAUAUGUAGAUAAUGAAGAUAUAACUGUGGAAUAUUUUCUAUUUUCUGUAGCUUAUUGUUUAUUUUACAACAUAGAAAAUUUUAGCAGCUUUUUUACGUUAAUCACAUUAACUAGUCAAUGCACAAAUAAUGUCAUGAAGUGAAUAAUUUUGUUAAAUAAAUGUGAAAAAAAUGA